Messenger RNA from Fraxinus pennsylvanica, 396 nucleotides. The record is from the annotation of a GenBank genome assembly. Lineage: Eukaryota; Viridiplantae; Streptophyta; Magnoliopsida; Lamiales; Oleaceae.
AUGUCUGCAUGGGAUUUAUCUUCUCCACCAAACGUGAUCCCAAAAGCAAACAGCGACCGCCAUGAACAAGGGGUAACUGGCAGAACUGGCUGGCGGUCAACGGCUCCGGUGGACAUUCCCGACUGGUCCAAGAUCUUAAAGAGGGAUUCAUCAAACAAGGAAUUAUGGGAUGGUGAAUGUGAUUCUGAUGAUGGUACUAGGAAAAGAUUGUUCGAUGACUUUGAGACUGAAGACGGCGAAGAAAUGGUUCCACCGCAUGAAUAUUUAGCCAGGAGACUUGCCGGAACUCAGAUGGCUUCAUUCUCAAUGUUAGAAGGUGUUGGAAGGACCCUCAAAGGACGAGAUCUCAGCAAAUUAAGGAAUGCCAUUUUAACCAAAACUGGUUUUCUUGAAUGA